UACGCGCUGUCUGUUUCUCAGAAGAUGCAUGUUAGUUUCACGAUUAACCACACUCUCUCCUUUGUUAGGCCACAAUAUGUGUGGUUCGGAUGGAAUUUUUGCUUGCUAGUUUAUAAUAAUGAAGGGAUUACCCUGAAGAAACCUGUAUAAAUCUGUAAUCUCCAGAUGGCUGACAUCGGGCCAUGAAGACUACUGGUACUAAGAACGGACGUCUUAAACUGUUUACGCGAUAGAUAUUAAACAUGCCUUUCAAGAUUCGCAAGAAGUCGUUGCCUUCGGAUACUGGUCCAGCUAUGAGCAUCGGGACUCCCACAUCCGUCACACACAACGUUCACGUCGGUUUUAACAUAACUACUGGAGAUUUCGAGGGGCUCCCACCAGCAUGGACUGCUCUACUUCAGUCCUCCAAUAUAUCGAAAGCUGACCAAGCAGCUAAUCCAGAGGCAGUUCUCAAUUCACUGCGGACCUUCACUAAUUCGGUCAAGAAAAAGCCAGGAGAGAGCAAGUUUAUGAAAAUUCAGGAGUCCAUUGCAGAAUCUGAUGAUGAUCUCGGUGAUAGCGAUGAAGAUGCCAAACGCAGCAGUAAACAAAUAGAUGAGGAGAUGUCCCCUGUAUCCCAUGAAUCACCAGAAACUGCGGGUAACGCAAAUGUUGAGGAUAAGAUGAAUAAGGUCACCCUCAACAACGAAAAAGAUCACGGGUCUUCGGAUCACGAAAUCCAGCGGCGACCUAAAUCUCUGAAGAAAAACAUGUCGGACGACGAAAUCAACGAGGGCCUUCAGUCACUUGCUUCACCAGGUGAUCCUACAUCGAAGUACACCGUUUCGAAGCAACUUGGGGCGGGGGCAUCUGGUACUGUAUAUAUGGCAAAACCUAAAACAGGGGAUGCGGUACUAGCCAUAAAGUCUAUGGACCUUACCAAGCAACCCAAAAAAGAGCUGCUUAUAACGGAGAUUGAGGUCAUGAAAACCUACAGGCAUCAAAACAUUGUCAACUUCCUGGAUUGCUACUUGUUGUCAGAGAAAAAUGAAUUAUGGGUAGUGAUGGAAUACCUUGAUGGUGGUGCGCUGACUGAUGUUGUCACGGAAACCAUAAUGAAUGAAGGACAGAUUGCUGCUGUAACCCGCGAGUGUCUGCAAGCUCUGAACUAUUUGCACUCAAAGGGUAUUAUACAUAGGGAUAUUAAAAGUGACAAUGUAUUAUUAGGAAUGAAUGGGUCUGUCAAGCUGACUGAUUUUGGUUUCUGUGCCCAGCUAAGUGGAGAUAACUCUAAACGACAGACGAUGGUAGGCACUCCGUACUGGAUGGCUCCGGAAGUCGUAUCAAGGAAACACUAUGGGAAAAAGGUGGAUGUUUGGUCUAUGGGAAUCAUGGUCAUUGAAAUGUUAGAAGGUGAACCUCCAUAUUUGAAUGAGACCCCACUGAAGGCUAUCUACCGAAUAGCCACCAAGGGAAAACCGGAAAUUAAGAAUCUCGAAAAGCUGUCGAAAUUACUUCAGAAUUUCAUUGACCGGACAUUGGAAGUGGAGGUGGAUACAAGAGCAGACACUGAUGAACUCCUGCUUCACGAUUUCCUGAAAUGUGCGAAAGACCUCAAAACACUCAGGCCGUUAAUCGUAGCUGCUAAGCAAGCUACUGGGCACUAGUUAAAAGUACUAGUAUUUUGUUUGAAUUUUGACGCCAAAGUAGGAAAUUUUAAUCAUAAAUUGAAAAGUGUGUAUAUUUAUCUAUGUGCAAGUGUACUGUGUGUGUCUGCAGUUGUGGAACUAUUACAGAAUUAUGUUUGUCUGCUUCUUUAAUACAAAUAUUUCAUUGUUAUUGUUAUACUGUAGCGUAACAUAUGUAUCUCAGCGUGGCAAUAUUAAUAUGAAUUGAAAAAAUAUGUAUAGUUUUCUAACAGGAAUAAUUAAAUGCUUUUGAAGACCAGGCUUUGUGUGUCUGAGAUAAAGUGUUCUAUGUUUCAAAUUCUCAAGGCUUGAUCAAGCUCAACCUCUACGUUUGUACUCCAUUUCACAAUUAAUUAAAAGGAUUCGACAUGUAUUCCUGGAAAAACAUUGAGUUCAAUGCAUUGAUGUCAUUUUACUGUAUAAUACACUUCUAUCUUAAAAUGUUUGUGUUACGCGAGUUUAUUGUUAAGCAUCUACCAUGCAUUUUCAAAUGUAUAAAACUUGAUAAUCAAUUUAUGAUGUAUUUAUGAUUUGCAGGUUUCAGGUUUAAAACCAUGGCUCAUCUUUUUUGCUUUGAAUAAAGAAAGGGAAGUAAUCCUCACUCCGCAGAGGGCAAGAACUCUAAUCUACUAACUAAGCUGAUAAUCAAUAUCAUCAAUAAAUUCUGAAAUCUCUGCA
Ostrea edulis (European flat oyster) is the source of this 2345-nucleotide messenger RNA. Its product is annotated as serine/threonine-protein kinase Pak-like. The transcript has 7 exons. NCBI's taxonomy places the organism in Eukaryota, Metazoa, Mollusca, Bivalvia, Ostreida, Ostreidae. The coding region runs from base 243 to 1646 and encodes 467 amino acids. Gene Ontology annotation, cellular component: cytoplasm. Gene Ontology annotation, biological process: intracellular signal transduction; regulation of axonogenesis; protein phosphorylation. The record is from RefSeq and is a predicted model, not a curated record. Gene Ontology annotation, molecular function: protein serine/threonine kinase activity; ATP binding.